AUGAAUGGGACUUUACAUUUUAUCCCUUUUCUCUUAUCAGUUUCAGGUCCGCAACAUAACAAAACUGUGGUGUGCUAUAUCUCGACAUGGGCGGUUUAUCGACCUGACCGUGGAAGUUUCAACAUCGACAAUUUUGAUCCAAAUUUAUGUACAAUAGCCAUUUAUGCAUUUGCUGGCUUGGAUCCAGUUAAUGACGCCAUUCGAUCGCUUGGUGAGUUCAUUGGAUUAAUUAGAUUUUGUGUUCUUCUCAUAACUACGAGUGAUGGCUUAUUAUUACGAAUGGGUACGCCAUUGGACACUCGUUGUUUUCAAGACAAAUAUGUGGAAUGUCAUUAUUUUCUAAUAACAAUAUCCGCUAUGUAUCUAUAUCAGAGAUUAUUGCCAACAUUUGUUUAA
Molecule: messenger RNA, 396 nt
Organism: Clunio marinus
Lineage: Eukaryota; Metazoa; Arthropoda; Insecta; Diptera; Chironomidae
Source: the annotation of a GenBank genome assembly